AUGACUCCAGAUAUGACGUCGCCUACCCCUACUGAAAUAUCAUCUGAUAAUGUUGAGUCAAUGUUAAUAAAAUUAAGCAAACAAAAUUGUGUUUUAUACGAAAUGCAAAAAAUAACACUUGAAAGAAUCGUAUCGCUUCAGACUCAAAUAAAAAAUCUAAGCAGCAAUAAAAAUAAUGAGCUUAGAUUAAAAGUAUUUAACCAAUUUAAAGAAGUAAAAGACAAUUAUAAUAAAUUGUUCACCAAAAGUACCACAAUAGAGAAUAUCACUAGUUCUGCAUUUUUAUUGUUAAAUGAUGCUAACAAUAAAAGAUUUAGUGAUAUGUAUAUUUAUACCACAUCUGUAUAUGAUAUAAUAUUAAAUCCAAAUUGUCUCACUCUCAAAGUCUCCAAGAAAUCACUGGAAUUACGAUUAAAAAGAUUUAGGGAAGCGAUUAAUAAAAAUAGUCAAAUUAAGCUUAGCGAUUCAAUAUCGAUUUUACGUAAAGAAGUGCCCGAUAUUUCUAGUAAAAAGAAAUAUACUGAUGACAAUGAAGAUGAGGAAGAGCCAUCUGAAGACGAAAUAACGUCUAACGAUAUAAGUUUUAAAUAA
Funneliformis geosporum is the source of this 591-nucleotide messenger RNA. The record is from the annotation of a GenBank genome assembly. Lineage: Eukaryota; Fungi; Glomeromycota; Glomeromycetes; Glomerales; Glomeraceae.